Misgurnus anguillicaudatus (oriental weatherfish) is the source of this 3478-nucleotide messenger RNA. NCBI's taxonomy places the organism in Eukaryota, Metazoa, Chordata, Actinopteri, Cypriniformes, Cobitidae. The record is from RefSeq and is a predicted model, not a curated record.
GGAGAACGAGAGACUGUCUAUUGCCAUCCAAUCACAUAUCACUGUUAGCAUCUUUCCAACUUUGUCACAGCCAAUCAAUAAAGCCUAAUCCCAUCAUUGCCUCUGUUGACAGCCAGUCACUAUCAUCCAUUUUCAACUUUUUUAUACGUAUAUGCAUCAAUCACGUAUCAGUAUGUGUAUCUUUACCUCACAGUUCAGCCAAUCAAUAAAGUCAAUUUCCGAAAUCGUCGUCUCCUUGCCUUUGUUGACAACCAAUCACUGCAUCGUUUCCAUCUACCUGGCGGAGCAUCGCCAGCGGUUUCCAGCGGUUUAGAAAGAAAGUUGUCCCGGAUUUACUUUGAAUUUCACGUUUCCAACUAGAGAUGGCUUCCAAGCACAAGAAGCACAGGGCUAUGAGUGAGGGUGAAUGGAUGGCCCGCCUGCGCAGAUUUGCCACACAGGGGGUCUGGCCUUCUGAGGCGGGAAACAGACCGGCACCACGGCAGAAGAAAUGGCAUGACCUGUAUCAAAAGAUUGAGAAGUGUCCACUGCAACACAGGGGGCAAAUGUCUCUGUUUGGGGGGACACAGACAUGUGACUGUGGUUUCCAUACAAAAAAGCCUUCCAGUUUGGCCCCUGUUUCAUCCACACCAUCCACGUCACCACCUGUAACACCAAGGCAGUCAGAAACAACAUCUGGAAAGGCAACUUUAAAGCAUACUUUAACUUUGGCAUCGGUAAAUGCAUGUCUUUGCAGAUAUUUAUAUUAUCAUAUGUUAUAGCAUUUUAUGACUAGGUAUGCUUCACAUAAUGUUACUAAUUUCUUUUUGUCAGUUUACAAAGCCGCGGUUUGGUGGUGUCCAUGGUGCAGCUUUAAAGCCAAAUCUAGGUGUUGCAAGGACGCAUGCAACCAAGGUGUAGUAAAAAAAAGGAACAUUUCAUUCCAUAAAGAUAUGCAGAGUUUAUCUAAUCAUCGUUACUGCAAUACCUGAAAAUUGUAAACUGCCAUCUCUUAAUCUUGCAGCCUAUUAGCACUUCUUCAUUGCCCAGCCCUGCACCUAGGAGAACAUCUCAUGCUUGCAGUCCCAGGCUGUAUAUUCAGACCGUCUCCCCCCUGCUGUUCCUCCUUCUUCUGUGUCUGAAGCCACCUCUUCUUCCUGUGCUCCAGGAGCUGCUUCUAGAGUUGUGAGAAACUCUUUAAUUUAAUUGUUUUCUUCACACUAAUAUUAUUGGAUCACAUAAAUAUGCUACAUUCCUCAUAAGUGGCUUGUAAUUAUGUCUAUGUGUUUGUCUUUUUUUUAAUACAAUAGGAAGUGUCAGCCGCUUCCUCUUCUGGGACGUCCUCUGAUCCUCUCACCCCUGUGAUCAGCUCCACCUGUGUUUCCUCUGCUGCUCCAUCUGUGGCUGGAUCCUCUGUCCAACCUGCUGAGGAUAGGGUGACCGCUCCAGGUUCAGAGUCUGGAUGGCUUCCCACAAAGUUGAUGAAAACCAUACCACUACAGGAUCAGAAGUGGAUUUCAGCAGCUUUGUGGAAGCAACAUCGGCUUCGUACCGACCUGAAGCUGUGGUAUGAUCCACCAGAGCCAGCUCCAGAGCGUUUCUUUACACACAGGCUUCUACUCUGGAUGCCAUACAACCUCUGGAAGGUCAGGAUGUCCUGUCCUGUGUGUGGGAGACAGCUCGCAGGCUAUGGGGCACACAAGAGAGCCCGCCAGGUUCUGGAUGUGGACCGCUUCUAUCUAAUGAUGACAGAGACUCUCUGGUGCAGUGGGUGCAAAGCGGCCUUUAUUUCCACCAACAAGGCCAUCUUGGACCAGCUGGACUCAGCUCACAGACUGGAAUUUAGGCUGAUCCUAACUCGAAAGUGAGUAUACUGAGAUUAUUUAGCUUGUGUAACAAAUGUUUGUCAUUUAAAACACAAUUGAGAUGAGCUGGUUUUAAUGUUUGUGUCUUUCUGUCUCUCUUUCACUUUGUUUCAUUCAGGUAUGCCUGUGACAUGUGGGUCAUAAGGUUCCUCAGGGAGAGGGCCCUGGGCAACAGCCCUUCUCGCUUAGUGAGGCAGCUGCGGGAGAACCACAGCGAAGAGUGGCUGAAGCGCCUUUGCCGAUACCUUGGUGCCUGCUCAGACUUCACCUCCCAGUCAAGCCUGCUUCCUGUGAGGUUUCAGGAGCCACCUGAGCCUGAAACUAUCCCCUCCCACAGGUGGAUGCUGGCUGUUUAUGGGCGAGAUAUCUUGUGCAGGAUUGACCACAUUAAAGCCAGCAUAACCUCCACAUAUGGAUGCAUCCUGAAGAUGGACUCCACCAAAAAGAUCACAAAGAAGCUGUCGGGGUUUGCAAAGGGGACAGCAUUGUGGCUAACAUCUGUCAGCAAUGAGGUGGGCCAAAUCCUCAUUAGUGUUCUGACAGCUCAGGAGGGUCCAGCCCUGGACCGAAUGGCAGCUGACCUCAUCCGGAGGUACACUGAUGCAGGUGUGGCUCCGCCUCAGCUCCUUUAUGUGGACUGCGAUUGCUGUCGGGAGGGCACUGGGCAGACCAAGCUCAAGCAGCGAUUUGGUGGGUGGCCAGACUUGGUGGUGAAGCUGGACAUCUACCACUUCAUGCGGCGACUGGCAGCUGGGUGCACUAAGGAUGCACAUCCUCUUUACCCCAUUUUAAUGGCACGCAUGUCUUCCUGUAUUUUUGAAUGGGACAGUGGGGAUGUGUCUCUGCUGAGGCAGGCCAAGAGGGAGCAGCUGAGACAUGAAGGUAUCCCUAACAUCACCGACAAUAUGGUGGAUCAACGGAUCACCAAGGAGGAAUUGGCCCUGCACUGCCGAAGGCGGACAAGAGGAGAGAAGCAGACCAUCUUGAUGAUUGAGCACCUCCUCAGUGAGCUGAUGGGGGUAAAGGGUCGAGACCUUCUUGGUGUCCCUCUUUUGGACCAGCAGAGGAUGCAGAACAUCUGGCAACUCCAGAAGAAGCACGUAAAGUGCAUUCAGGACGAACCAGGUGUGCUGCUCUACACACAGACCGGCACCACCACCAAAAAUGGUAUUGUGCUGCCAAAUUACAGAUGUGCAAGGGGCUCCACAUCACUGGAGUCCUUUCAUCUCCAUCUGAACAGGUUCAUUCCAGGAACAAGUGCCAACAGCUUGAAUUUCCAGCUGUACCUCCUGGAAGGCCUAAACAGAUGGAAUCAAGACCGUAAAAUGGCAUCUCUGGCAGGCAAACCUCCAUCCAUGUUAAGCUACUCCGGGGACCUGAUGCACUGUGUCAACACCCAAAGUGUUAAGGUACUUGGAAGAGAGCUUGCACCAUCUUUUCAGCCACCAUCUGUCUAUACUGGUGAACUCAUAGGUAUAGAUUACCUGUACCGUCAAACAGGGCAGGCCUUACAGGAUUUGGAUCCUGACAUCUGAUCAGAUGUUGGAGGAUGUGGGCACAGAGGAGGAGUUGGAGGAUGAGGGCUUCGGAGAUAUCAGUUUGGACCUCAACCUGGAUCCCACUAUUGAGGCGCU